Messenger RNA from Amoebophrya sp. A25, 3662 nucleotides. The record is from the annotation of a GenBank genome assembly. NCBI's taxonomy places the organism in Eukaryota, Dinophyceae, Syndiniales, Amoebophryaceae.
CAGCGGCAACGGAUGAAGACGAAGUGAACGCUUGUGUUUGAGAGUGGUGCUGAGGUCAGUAAUGUUCAAAGUACGUGUCAAAGUCAAUAUUAUUCUAGAACUUGUUGUGGUCGCAUGAUUUACCACCUAAUAUAGAGGAAACAACUACCACUACGUGGUCCAGACAUCAUACACCAAGAACUACUACACGUAUCUAGUACAUUAAGCCGAUUUUUUGACCACAGAAAAGAAAGGAUGGACGCGAACUACUUGCUGCAGUCUGCUCAGGAGAGCGGGCAGGAGGUCGUGGAGCCAGUCUCCGUGUGGGGAGGCCGCAUGUCUGCCGGUGCCGUGUCCUUCUUCUCAGCUGAGGACAAGAGCGCCUUCAGCGUCGCUGAAGUCACUGGAUACUUCUCGGAGGCCAUGAAACUCGCUGAUCCAGCAAACUUGAAAAGCGGUGCACUCAUUAUACUGAUUGUUGCUUUUUCUUUGUCUUAUAAAAUAUAUAUAUUUUACUCUUGCCUCUCUGGUGUGGUCUCCAUGAUUCAUUUCUAUUUGAUUUCUUAAUAUUAUCGAAUAUAAUUUCCUCAUGAUACUGUUGUUAUCGAAUAUGGUUUCACAGUGUCCGUGACUCAAAUCAUGGGGAAAUAGAUGGUUCGAUUUCCGUUUCUCAGCAUGAUGGCUCAACAUGGUGCCCGAAAGAACCACAGGUCUCUCUUCUAUGCACUCGAUUGUUCGAGGUUGUUUGACAUUCUACGGCGCACUCGCAACAGCGGAAAAUACAUCACAUUUGGCUGAACUUAUGAAGUUCCGGGAUACGCAAAUGUGCGACAAAGCAGCCAGCUUGCUUUCGGGUGUUAUGUGCAGGUACGAUGCACCCCACCUUUACGUUUACGUCAGUUGUAUUUGUAAGAUGAGCUUGUCUACUUUAUUUCUAAUGCGAAACUCGUGUAACAGCUGUAGUACUAGAGACACGAGUAAGAACUACUAGUAGGAGAAGACGAAGCAGGAUAGAUUCACCUCAAGGUUGGUAUGUUAAGGUUGUUCGUCUUCUCACUGUCUCUGCAAAACCGCAGUUCUUGUAAAUAUAUAAUACGAGACUGCGACGUCACGAGCACGACUGACAGGUACCCAAACAAGUUUGCAUUUGCGCAAGUAAGAGCGUGUGCUGAAUACAAUGGUACAGAGGGUGGAAAACUCGACGUAUUGGCGAACUUGCUGAAGUGCGCUGACUGGAGGGGAGACCUCUUCGCCAUGCACCAGAUGCGCAUUAUGAGUGGCUUGAGCAGUAGCGCCGUGCCAACUCUCUACAAAUCUCUCAUGUGCGUAUGGCUCGCAAGCUUCGAUAAAGCAAGUACAAAAAUUUCUUGUUCUUAUUAAUUUACCUCUUGUGAACCUGAAUCCGUAGUGUGUGGCGUUAAUAGUUCGUUGUGUUCGAGCAGUUUCAUAUUCACACUCUUCUUGUAGAUGAAGCUUCAUCUUUUUAGAAGCGACGCUGCAGGAACACCUAGAUAUUGCGCAGCAUCUUCAAUAUGGAAAUUAUCCUACCGGCAAAAAUAUCAAUGCCUCCUCUCAGGUGUCGCCGUGCCAGUAUCUGUAAUUGGCAGUAUCAACGAUAUUUUGAAGACCGUCCGAACUGAGAAGGUCGUUAGGAUUGCGCUGAUGGCGAUUGAAAAUCUGCUCGCAAGAAAGGCCAUGUGCGAAGGUAUCAUCUAAGUACUUACCUGGUGGUAUUGUCUUCUAUACUCCGGCUACAACUGGAUGAUUGAAAUAGAUGCAGGCUGAUAACAUGACUUCGCCCGCCGAGUAUCUUUUACUGUAAAUACCUGUUCCUUCUGCAUUAUUUUUGGACCUUCAUCGCGACCACCUUCAGAAAUGGCCGAGCAAGAGACUAUGACGCUCGUCUCUGCUCUGGAGUAUGAGAAGUGGAGGGACGCGGAGCUCAUCGAGCUUAUCAAGAAACUUAUCUCAGCCUUGCAGGUCGAAGUGAAGAUGCUGACCAACUUCGAACGCUUUGAGCGCGAGGUCGUUGGUGGAAAGCUCAAAUGGGGUUUCAUCCAUUCUGAGAAGUUCUGGCUGGAGAAUGUAUCGUCUUUUUUCUCCGUCCAUUUGAUGUAUGAGAUGAAUGGCAUUCUUGACAUCGACAAUGAAUAAUAAUCAAGAAGUUCUAAUUUUCGGAUCAUCCAUGUUGCUGUUGGCAUUAAAAGCGCAGAGUUUUGUAGCACUAAUGCGAGUUCCUAAAAAUCUUCUACACAUCAGUAAAUGACAUCAACAUUUCAGGUUUUAUCAAGUUCAACAGACAGUAACACUCCAUCUUCAUCCUCAUCAUCAAGGUCCUCAAGUGCGAAGCAAACAAUUUCCGAGUCAUUGAUUUGUUAAUGGUUAUCGUCAGAAGUAGCAAGGACCCAGAGAGCCUCGCAGUUGCGUGCCACGAUCUAGGAGAAUUCGCACGACUUCACCCUGUCGGUAUUUUACUAAGUAAAUGCUGUGCCACUUGUUUUAAUAGAUGUAGAUAUUGUUUCUGCUCAGAAUCUUCGUGAUUCGGAACGCUUUCUUUGUGUUCGAGGGGAAAAGUGAUAAUUCAACACAACGUUGUCAUCAUUUUGAUGAUAGUGACAACAUUUCUACCAAAUAAAUCGAAGGUAAGCACAUCGCUACUACACGAGGAGCCAAGGACAAAAUGCUUGAACUGAUGGGCAAUGGACAGCGAGAGGUAGCCCGCGAGGCGCUCCUGUGCGUGCAGAAACUUAUGCUGCAGGGAUCCGGUCUCAGCGCUAUCACUGCGCAAUAAGUGGUAGACCGGUCGCACUCGGCGCCGGCGCGCACUGCAGAUCAUAAGGCCUCGACAUAUUUUUUUUCAGAUCACGAGUGGCAGCGGCGGUUCAGCAAAAGCAAUAUUUUUCUUCCCGAUUUUUCUUCAUCAGCAUCGCGUACCUUUCUAUUCCAGUAUCGUAAACAUUAACAUUCACAGCGUAUAUACAAAUAUCAAACAAGUAAGAGAUUCAACAUUAGGCCGUUAGUCGUGUAUGUCGUGAAGAUUUGUCGCAUUCAGGCACGCUGUGGCUGCACUCUUGGUUGAUUCAACUGAUUUUUAGGAUCACUUUACUACCUACGGAAUUUUAGACUAUGACUACAUCAAUGUCUUCGUAGUAAUAAAAGCAAAUCAUCUUCAAAUUAUACAACGACGUUUAGGCAGGAUGAAAACAUCAUGUAGUUGUGGAUGAUUGUCAAGAUGAUAGUCUUCGCUGGUCCUUUACUUGCGUCCUUCGGAGAAGAAACGGAGCCAAGGAUGGCUAUUAUCUUGCUUUUGCCACAGCUUUAUGCUGGAUCUGCGUCGAUGAACUUUUGACGUAGCGAAUGGGUUCUUAUACUUAUUGGCGAUCUUCUUGAGAUAGAUUCCUGAGCCAGUGGUCCUCGCCGCCCGCACGACGUUCUUGGAAAUGAGAAAUCCUUUAGAAAUCAGCUGCAGCGGGAAUGAAGGAAUAUGAUCGUGUGUAGAUGAUAUCAAAGCUGAUAGUGCGUUCACGAAAACGACCGGCGGUUGCUGGCUUGUUUUCAGAUUUUGGACAUAACACGUUGUACAUAACAACUUCUGGGAGAUAAACAACGCUACGAGACGGCGAUUGUUCAAAGUCAACAUAAGAAUUCAAAAAGCCGACAAUGAGGUUCUUGAAAGACUGGAG